Dracunculus medinensis (Guinea worm) is the source of this 939-nucleotide messenger RNA. The record is from the annotation of a GenBank genome assembly. NCBI's taxonomy places the organism in Eukaryota, Metazoa, Nematoda, Chromadorea, Rhabditida, Dracunculidae.
AUGUCGUGGUGCCAGUCAUCCUCAGUGUCGGGUUCUUUUGUUUUCGAAAAGAUAAUGGGCUUAUGUAAAUGUCCGAAGAAAAAAGUAACGAAUUUAUUUUGUUUUGAGCAUCGUGUUAAUGUAUGUGAGUAUUGCCUUGUCGAAAUUCAUUCGCAGUGUGUCGUACAGAGUUAUCUUUCAUGGCUAAAAGACAGUGAUUAUGAUGCGAACUAUUUGUUUCACUGGGAUUGUUUGGAUUUAUGGGCUCAUAAUUUUCCUGCAAAUACUGCUCCUGCGGGUUAUCAGUGUCACAUUUGUCACACCGCUGUUUUUCCUGCGCCAAAUCAAAUUUCACCAACGAUUGAACGUUUGAGAUUGAUGCUUCAAAAAGCAAAUUGGGCUCGUGCUGGUCUUGGACUACCAUUAUUACCUGAACUUGACAAUCUGCCUACAACUAAGGAAGUUUGUCAGUCAGAUUCAAAUUAUCAGCCAGCAGUACACCAACCAGAUGGUGGAUUAACAAGCAUACGAUGCUCUACUCCAGCUAUAGCCGUAGAAGUCGAACCCAUUUACCCUGGAAACGAUACUAAACAUCAUUUUACUGCGAGAAAAAGUACCAACUUUGGCGAGGAUGUUGUUAGUUUUGAUACGAGUCCAUUAGUUGGUCGUCCGCGCAUUAUAGAUGAAGAUUUACCUGAAAAUAAAUAUAAAAGACGACCUGCUGGUGAAUGGCUAAGUAGAUGGUUAAGAUCACGAUACUCGAGUCAUUUCUCCUUUGAUUCUCGUGCCAAGUGCAAAAGAAUGUUAUUUAUGUCCGUUAUUGGUAUUAUUGUUCUUAUGACAGCAUUUACUGUUUUGGGGCGAGUAUUUGAACAGCCAUCUGAUAAUGAUCCAGCUUUUAACCCUCGAGCAAAUCCAAACAUUCGAAUUGCUGCUGUUCCCGAUAUUCGGUUAAAUUAG